UCUAGUCCAUCUUCUUCUUCACUAAAUUAAAGUCCCAAAAAAGUACUUAAGAAAAGUUAUUAAACGUACUAAUCAUCUCUGGUGGCUCUGCUCCCAAGUCUACAUCUUUCUCCAGUCGGAUCUUAAAACUAUCCAUCUUCUUCACUCAUCCAAAAUCCCUAAUUCUCUGCAAAUCUAUACAUACAGUGUUCCUAUAUCUAUCCAUCACUAUAUAUAUAUAUAUAGAGCACUUUGAGUUGUCAGUUGUCACUAUUAUUAUGGCUUCUUCACCUGGCAAUCCAAACCAACCAGGUGGUGGUGGUGGUGUUAAUACUACAUCACCAUUUGAUAUGCACAAAUUCUUCAAACCCUCAAACCAAACAAACCCUAAUAAUCCUCAACAAAACCCUAAUUUAAUUUCAUCUUCACCUUUCCCACCCCCUAAUGCUUCUUACCCACCACCCACCACUACCCCUGGUGGUGGAUUAUACCCAUACCCACACCCUCAAUUCACUCACCACUUACCCCAAUACCCCAACCCCCCACCACCCCAACAAUAUGAUAACAACAAUAAUACCCAAUUUGCAAGAUCCAUUUCUUUCCCCACCCCCCCACUUCAACCCCCCACCCCACCCCCACCUAGUACUAGCCCCCACCCCCACCAAUACCCUAACCCUAACCCUAACCCUGGUGCUAGGCUAAUGGCUUUAUUAAGUGCUCCACCAUCUACUACUCUUGAAGUGGGUCCGAUACAAUCCACUAUGCAAAUGGCUCCAAUCCAACCCACAACUUCCGGGUCGGAUCUUGAAUUUUCAUCGGGCCCGAAUGUUCCAGGCCCGGGCCCGAUGAGGAUGGCGAGUAGUAAGUUGCCGAAAGGAAGGCAUUUGAAUGGUGAUCAUAUUGUGUAUGAUAUUGAUGUUAGGUUUCCUAGUGAAGUGCAGCCUCAACUUGAGGUUACUCCUAUUACUAAGUACGGGUCGGAUCCGGGUCUUGUGUUGGGCAGGCAAAUCGCGGUUAAUAAGACGUAUAUUUGUUAUGGAUUGAAAUUGGGGGCGAUUCGGGUUCUUAAUAUUAAUACUGCAUUGAGAUCAUUGCUUAAAGGUCUUGCGCAGAGGGUCACAGACAUGGCUUUCUUUGCAGAGGAUGUUCAUCUCUUGGCUAGUGCGAGUGUUGAUGGCCGGGUUUAUAUAUGGAAAAUUACUGAAGGACCAGAUGAAGAAGAGAAGCCACAAAUUACAGGAAAGAUUGUCAUUGCUAUUCAAAUCGUGGGUGAGGGGGAAUCUGUUCACCCGCGUGUUUGUUGGCAUUGUCAUAAACAGGAAAUUCUUGUGGUUGGAAUCGGGAAACGCAUUUUGAAAAUUGAUACCACGAAAGUGGGAAAAGGUGCGGCAUUUUCAGCCGAUGAGCCUGUCAGGUGUCCCGUUGACAAGUUGGUUGAUGGGGUACAACUUGUUGGCUCCCACGAUGGAGAAGUGACUGAUUUAUCAAUGUGCCAGUGGAUGACCACUCGUUUGGUAUCUGCUUCAGUGGAUGGCACGAUAAAGAUAUGGGAAGACCGCAAGACAAAUCCAAUCGCAGUUCUCAGGCCUCAUGAUGGUCAUCCUGUUAAUUCUGCUAUGUUCUUGGCUUCCCCACACCGCCCAGAUCACAUCAUACUCAUCACUGGGGGUCCUCUUAAUCGGGAGAUAAAGAUAUGGGCAUCAGCAAGUGAAGAAGGCUGGUUGCUUCCUAGUGAUGCUGAGUCAUGGCGCUGUACACAGACAUUGGAGCUGAAGAGUUCAGCUGAGGCUCAUGUCGAAGGGGCAUUUUUUAACCAAGUUGUAGCCUUGUCUCAAGCAGGUCUUCUCCUACUAGCUAAUGCAAAAAAGAAUGCUAUAUAUGCCGUGCAUGUAGAGUAUGGCCCAAACCCGGAGGCUACCCGGAUGGAUUACAUAGCAGGAUUUACGGUUACCAUGCCAAUUUUGAGUUUCACUGGGACGAGUGACCUAUUGCCCCAUGGUGAACAAAUCGUUCAGGUGUAUUGUGUACAAACGCAGGCCAUUCAGCAGUAUGCCUUGGACUUGUCCCAGUGCUUGCCACCUCCAACAGAGAGUGUGGUUUUCGAAAGGACAGAAUCCGGUGUUUCCCGUGAUGCUGCUAGCACUGAAGGAUUCGCUCCUGUUGAUCCACCUGGAAGUAAACAGCAGGAGUUACCUUUAUCUAGUUCUGCACCUAAAUCAUCAGUACAUGAAAUUGGCUCUGAGGUUUCACCAACACCUAGAUAUCCUACGAGUACUGCACCUACUGAAUCGGCCACCUCUCAAGAAUUCGCUUCCUCCAUUGUAGAAACUAAAUCGUCUACUUUGCCCAGUGUAACUAGUGAUAGUGAUAUUGCCCCCAGUGCAUCACCUCCGCCUCCUUUGAGUCCUAAAUUGUCUCGAAAACUAUCUGGUUUUAGAGGUCCGUCAAACAGCUGUGGGGCUGACACAUCUGAUAAUGACCAAGUUGGGAAUCAAAAAGUUGUUGAAUAUCCAGUUGAUUCGACACCCUCAAAUUUGUCAGAUGUUGCUUCCUUGGAUGAUGAACCUAAAAUGUCACGGGAUGAUGUUUCCUCAGGUAUCAGUCAGCCUGUUAAGUUCAAGCACCCAACUCAUUUGGUGACUCCCUCGGAGAUAUUGAGGGCUAGAUCAUCCUCUGAGGUUAGCAUUGUUAAUGAGCAGAAAAGUGAGUCAGAAAUGAAUAUCCAGGAUGUCGUAACUAACAAUGACACCCGUAAUGUAGAGAUGGAGGUUAAAGCUGGUGGUGAAACAAAAUUCAGUAAAAAAACUGAUAUUGGCUCUCAAGAUAUUCAUUCUUUUGUGUCAGAAAAUAAGGAGAAAGCUUUUUGCUCUCAAGUAUCUGAUCUUGGAUUAGAAAUGGCUCGAGAAAGUCGCGCCUUUUCUCCUGAGACCUGUACUGUAGAGGAAUCUAGGGGGCUUGAUGGGGCUAGUGGAAGUGAGGGACCGUCUCAACCUUCAAUUACACCGGAGGAAGAUCAUGGCUCUGCAAAGGAGGUCUCUGAAAAGGAUCUAGACUCAACAACGUCAGUCACUGUUCAGCAACAACCAGCACCUAGUGCAAAAGGGAAAAAGCAAAAGGGAAAGAAUUCUCAAGUUUCUGGGCCAUCUUCAUCAUCACCAAGUGUUUUUAAUUCAACAGAUUCUCCGAGUGAGGCUGUUGUCAGCUCAAGUAGCCCUUCUAUGGAAACUGCUUUCUCACAAAUUUUGUCCAUGCGUGAGAUGCUAAAUCAGGUUCUGACUACGCAAAAAGAAACACAAAAGCAGAUGGAAAUGAUGGUUGCUGUUCCAGUGACCAAAGAAGGAAGAAGACUUGAAGCUGCCUUGGGUCGGAGCAUGGAGAAAUCGGUCAAGGCCAAUUCUGAUGCUUUAUGGGCUCGUUUACAAGAAGAGAGUGCAAAACAGGAGAAGUCUCUUCGUGAUCGUACACAACAAAUAACCAAUUUGAUCUCUAACUGCUUAAACAAGGACAUGCCAGGGCUGAUGGAAAAAUUAAUGAAGAAAGAACUAGCAGCUGUUGGACAAGCUGUGGCACGCAGUAUUGCCCCUACUAUCGAUAAAACUAUAUCAGCUGCAAUUUCAGAGUCAUUCCAGAAAGGAGUUGGUGACAAGGCAGUGAACCAACUAGAGAAAGCAGUAAACUCCAAACUUGAAGCUACUGUAGCUAGACAAAUUCAAGCACAAUUCCAAACUUCUGGCAGGCAAGCUCUUCAGGAAACACUGAAAUCUACUUUGGAAGCUUCAGUAAUCCCUGCCUUCGAGAUGUCAUGCAAGGCAAUGUUUGAGCAAGUAGAUUUAACAUUUCAGAAAGGCAUUGCUGACCACUCGGCUGCUGCACAACAGCAAUUUGAGUCCAUGCAUUCGCCGUUGGCACUUGCUCUAAGAGAUGCCAUCAAUUCCGCAUCGACAAUGACCCAGACAUUGAGCGGAGAGCUUGCUGAUAGUCAGAGAAAGUUGCUUGCUCUUGCAGUAUCUGGAGCAAAUUCCCAAUCAGCAAAUCCACUGGUUAGCCACAUGAAUAAUGGAUCAUUGCUGCAUGACAAGAUUGAGACACCUCCAGAUCCGACAAAAGAGUUAUCCAGACUGUUAGGGGAGAACAAGUAUGAGGAAGCAUUCACUGCAGCGUUACAAAGGAGUGAUGUGUCAAUUGUUUCAUGGUUAUGCUCUCAGGUUGAUUUGCCUGGGAUGUUGUCCUCGAAUCCUCUCCCUUUGAGUCAAGGAGUGCUCCUUUCACUUCUUCAGCAGUUGGCAUGUGAUAUUAGCGCAGAGACUGUCCAAAAACUAUCCUGGAUGAGGGAUGUGCUAUCUGCCAUAAAUCCAACUGACCCAAUGAUUGCUAUGCAUGUCCGGCCCAUCUUCGAGCAAGUAUAUAAUAUAUUACACCAUCGCAGAAGCAUUGCCAACACACCACCUGCUGAACUUUCAAGCAUUCGGCUGAUUUUGCAUGUUAUCAAUUCGAUGCUGAUGACUGGUAAAUGAUGAUAAUCAAGAAUAAUGAUCAUGUUUGGUGAAUAUAGGAGAAGCCUGUACAAAUCCUAGGGAUUUCCAUGGAAAGGCUAGUGGAGAAUUGAAGUGUACAGUGUACACCACCCUCCUAUUAUCUCUUUUUUUGUUCUACUUUUUCUAGGUAAAAUCUGUAAUCAUUUUGGCUGAAUUUUCAAGUUGAAAAAAAAAAAAAAGGAAGAGAAUUUCCAAGUUGUAGAGUUGGUUCUUUUGGGUGAGUAUGAUACAAAAUUUUGUGCUCGUACAUUGUUAUACUGCAAUUUCAACUGGCAACUCAAACUGUCAUUCUUGUGAUAUCAAUGUGUGCUAGAAAAGCUCCUUUUUUUA
Lycium barbarum (goji berry) is the source of this 4844-nucleotide messenger RNA. Its product is annotated as enhancer of mRNA-decapping protein 4-like. The coding region runs from base 258 to 4493 and encodes 1411 amino acids. Gene Ontology annotation, biological process: deadenylation-independent decapping of nuclear-transcribed mRNA. Gene Ontology annotation, cellular component: P-body. The record is from RefSeq and is a predicted model, not a curated record. NCBI's taxonomy places the organism in Eukaryota, Viridiplantae, Streptophyta, Magnoliopsida, Solanales, Solanaceae. Gene Ontology annotation, molecular function: protein binding. The transcript has 12 exons.